UGUUUUUCUGGAGAGUUGGAGCAGAAGUGAGACAAAGCGAGGCCAGUGAGCCAGGCAGGCGCCAUGGAGCUGCAGACCCAAGUUCUGCUCUGGGAACUUGUGCUUCUACACAGCUCUGCUGUCCUUCUCUCCUCAGUGCCCUCGGGGUCCCUGCCUGCCGCCAGCUCCGUAGUGUCCGAGUCCACCGUGAGCUGGGCAGCGGGCGCCCUGGCCGUGCUGCGCUGCCAGAGCCCGAGAAUGGUGUGGACGCAGGACCGGCUGCACGACCGCCAGCGCGUGGUCCACUGGGACCUCAGCGGCAGCCCCGCCGGCGGCCCGGCUCGCAGACUCGUGGACAUGUAUUCGGCGGGCGAGCAGCGCGUGUACGGGCCUCGCGACCACGGCCGCCUUCUGCUCCCGCCUUCUGCCUUCCACGACGGCAACUUCUCGCUGCUCAUCCGCGCGGUGGAGUAUGCCGACGAGGGGCUGUACACCUGUAACCUGCACCACCAUUACUGCCACCUCUACGAGACCCUGGCCGUCCGCCUGGAGGUCACGGACAACCCCCAGGAGGCUGGCGCGCACUGGGACGGCGAGAAGGAGGUGCUGGUGGUAGAACGCGGCGCGCCCGCGCUGCUAACCUGCGUGAACCGGGCGCACGUCUGGACCGACCGGCAUCUGGAGGAGGCGCAGCAGGUCGUGCACUGGGACCGACAGCCGCCCGGUGUGCCGCACGACCGCGCUGACCGCCUGCUGGACCUGUAUGCCUCGGGUGAGCGCCGGGCCUACGGGCCGCCCUUCCUGCGCGACCGCGUGGCGGUGGGGGUGGACGCGUUUGCGCGCGGCGACUUCUCCCUGCGCAUCGACCCGUUGGAGCCCGCUGAUGAGGGCACCUACUCCUGCCACCUGCACCACCACUACUGCGGCCUGCACGAGCGCCGCAUCUUUCACCUGAGGGUCACCGAGCCAGUCGCUGAGCCGCCCCCGCGGGACUCGCCCGGCAACGGUUCCAGCCACAGCAGCGCCCCCGGCCCAGAUUCCACCCUGCCGCGCGGCCGCAGCGUCAUCAACGUCAUCGUCCCCGAGGGCCGCGCCCACUUCUUCCAGCAGCUGGGCUAUGUGUUGGCCACCCUGCUCCUCUUCAUUCUCCUGCUCAUCACUGUCAUCCUGGCCACCCGCCAGCGCCGCCGCGGAGGGUACGAGUACUCGGACAAGAAGUCGGGGAAGUCAAAGGGGAAAGAUGUUAAUUUGGCAGAGUUUGCUGUGGCUACAGGCGACCAGGCUGUUUACAGAAGUGAGGACAUCCAGCUAGAUUACAAAAACAACAUCCUCAAGGAGAGGGCUGAGCUGGGCCACAGCCCACUGCCCACCAAGAACAUUGACUUGGACAAAGAUGUCCACCUGUUUCCUUGGCUUCCAGUGUUCAGGAAGGAGUACUGCAAAUAAGGUGACCCUGGGCUCCUGGCUGGGCCAGCAGCCCUGCCAACUCCUGUCUGUCUAUCUUGGAGGAUGACCUCCUGACCCUCAUGUGGCUCACCCGACCCCCUUCCAGCGGCUGGUCCCGCUGUCCUGGAACUUGGCCUGGACUGGUACAGAGUGAGGCUGCCUCCAGACCCCUUUCCUGAGAGCUAUCCUAAUCCUCACAAGCAGCAACGGGCUUGUUGGGAUUCUGCUGGAGCCGCAGCUGCCCCUUCACCAGCUCUUAGCAGGCCGUUGCCGGCUCCCAUACUCACUGGUGGUCCUGCCCACCCCCCUGGCACAACCCUAACCCUGCUGAUGUUCCCCAAUCCUUCAGGCUCUCCUGGCCCCUGCCGCUGUGAGCUGGUGCUCAGUGGGGACUCUUGGAGUUCAGGUCAGCCUCAGGGCUGGCACCCUGGCCCCUUCUUCACCCCUUUCUAGGGGGAGCCUACAGCUAGGACCUGGGGAUUGCACACUCCAGGCCCCAGGCUAAUUCCCCUCUGCUCUGUAUUGGGGCUACUUGGGGCUGCCCUAGGCUUUUUCUCUGUCUUCCACUCUAUUCCAGCUUUAUUUCCAGCAAGUGCCUUGACAGUCACUGGGCUCCAUGUGACUUCUGACUCUGACCCCCCUCCCACAGCCCCUUCUUGGGCUGUAGUCUGGGGCUGGGACCUCAUUUGGUUUCUGUUUUGGCUGAGGACAGGGGAGGGGUAAAAGUGGUUCUAGAGUGGCUUGUGCUGCCACCCCCAAUGCCCCACAUUUGCUCCUCCUGGGAAACUACCAUCAUCACAAUAAAGACCACAUAAUUUUUA
This is a messenger RNA of Nyctereutes procyonoides (raccoon dog), 2246 nucleotides long. RefSeq names its product matrix remodeling associated 8 (gene MXRA8). Bases 64 to 1425 code for a protein of 453 amino acids. NCBI's taxonomy places the organism in Eukaryota, Metazoa, Chordata, Mammalia, Carnivora, Canidae. The transcript has 10 exons. The record is from RefSeq and is a predicted model, not a curated record. Gene Ontology annotation, cellular component: cell surface; membrane. Gene Ontology annotation, biological process: establishment of glial blood-brain barrier; cell adhesion.